Molecule: messenger RNA, 1713 nt
Organism: Gadus morhua (Atlantic cod)
Lineage: Eukaryota; Metazoa; Chordata; Actinopteri; Gadiformes; Gadidae
Product: E3 ubiquitin-protein ligase NEURL3
Exons: 4
Coding region: 259-1167 (302 amino acids)
Biological process (GO): ubiquitin-dependent endocytosis
Cellular component (GO): early endosome
Molecular function (GO): ubiquitin protein ligase activity
Source: RefSeq, a predicted model, not a curated record
ACCUUGAUCAGGUGACCUUCCUCAGGUCGGUCUCCAGGCUAGGAAUACAAUGCUUCUAUGCUAGGGGGGGGGGAGGUGCACCCCCACCUUUCAGUGGAUGAUUAACUUAACUAGUUUCAGAGGAUAAAACGGUUGGUGGACUUCAAGGUCAGCCAACAAAGCCUUCUUUACAUACAAUACGUCAUAGGGUCGAAGAGGUGUCGCUGAAGGUUAUUAUUUCUAGAGAGAGAGAGGCGUGGCAAUCAGAACCAUAAAGCAAUGCCUCUACUUGACACCCGAGCUACCGAACCUUCAGUAGAAGAGAGAGAAGCCUCCAUGAAGGAACCGACAAUGAGAGACAGUGCUGGCCUACAUAUCACUAAAUGUAAAGGAUGCCUCGGACCGCUUCAUUUCCAGAGCAGUGAUGGCUCUAAGCUGUCGCUCAUGGCGGGCUGCCGGUACGCUGAGAGACAAAAGGAUACCUUCCAGAACGCCCUGGCCUUCAGCAACCGACCAAUCGCCAUAGAGGAGAGAAUCCACGUCCGCGUGGAGAGAUGUGACCAGCACUGGCAAGGCGCCCUGCGGUUGGGCUUCACCGCCAUAUCUCCGUCGUUGUUUGCUUGGGACGACAAACUCAGCAUAGCUGAUCCGGACGGCCCUCGCACCGGCCUCGGUUACUGGGCGCAUCAGCUGCCUACCUGUCACACGUUGCCAGGGGCCGAGCUGUGUUUCUGGGUGAACACCCGGGGCGUGUUAAUGUACAGGGGACCAGACCAUGUCAAAAAAAAGCUUUUCGUCGGCGUAGACUUGGGACGACCUCUCUGGGCCAUGGUCGACGUGUACGGCCAGACCAGGGCGGUGCGUAUGUUGGGGUCCAAAAAGAAAAAAAUAGGAUUUAGGACAAAGAAAUCCUGCCCGGCAACCCCUCCCCCAGCUCCCACGGACGGAGACAGCUGCCUGUGUGUGGACCGAGGGCAGCCGUGUGAAAGGCCUCGCCAGUCGCCCUCAACGUACACACAGCCACCAAACAGCCCCGACUCAAAUUCACCUGAGGUUUGUGUGGUGUGUCUCGAGGAUUGUGCAGCAAGCGUGACUCUUGUGUGCGGUCACCGGUGCCUCUGUUCCAGCUGCGCCAAUCGGAUUAUAGCAGAGUUUGGGACGUGCCCAAUCUGCCGCCAGUCCAUAUGAACUACAUGUCAACAAGAGACUGCAAGGCUUUAGUCCCCAAAGAAGAUAAUGUAGAACAACAGAUCUUGUUACAUGGAGUUUAAUUUCAAACAGACUCACUUGUUGCAGUCGGAUCUAAGGUUCUUGUCGUCAUUUUGUAAAUAUCUCUAGGCCUACAUAAUUAAUCAUUGUAAAAUACAUUUUGGUUAAAACAUGCAAUUAGUUUUGCAGGAAGGGUAAAAGUAGGAUUUGAUAUGCUGAAAGAACUUUGGGAGUGCCUAAUUGGAUGUUAUUGGAAGGUUGGACCCUAGCCGAUCCUGUGGCAAGCCUUUCAAGAGCAUUGACCAUCUGUGUGCUAUCAGGGAAAUCAAUAAUGUUUAGGAUAUAUAUGCACCAAAAAACAUUAUGUUGAUGAGGAUGUUUGAUAUAUAGGCCUAUGUAUAUAUUUUUUUCUCAAAAUGUAUUGUUAUUAUUUUUGUGGAUAUUGAUAUUAUUGAAAUGUUGCAUUCAUUUCAAAUGACUAAUUCAUAAAAAUGCAUAUUAAAAAAUCUCUUUUUCAAACUUGUA